UUCUUUGUUCUGUAGUGUAAGUCGGUCUCAGCCGAUGUGUAUAAAGUCCCGGUGAUUGCUUCUACUUCUGGGCAGAGCUGCCGGUGACUGAGAGGAUCUGCUGUGUGCCAUGAAAUGUUCUCCAGUCUUCUGUGUCUUUUUCCUGCCGAUAAUCAUCAUUCCCAUCACAUCCUAUGGAGAAGUACUGACCCGGAGAUCAGCGUCUGCUUGUAGACUGGAUAGGACAAAGCCAAAGUUUGAGUAUGAAUAUUACCAGAAGGGAGAUGUCAUGAUUGGAGGAUUAUUCUCUGCUCACUUGCUCAGCGAAUUCCAUCCAAAAGUUAAAGAAGUCAAAAUUGGUUCGGGUGGUUCUAAACACUUUUAUUUGUGUAACGAUAUUGACCUUGAAGAGUACAAAAGCAUCUUGGCGAUGAUCGUAGGUGUCAAUCAGAUUAACCAGUUCCCAGAAUUUCUGCCCAAUAUUACCCUGGGCUAUCAUAUAUUUAAUACAUGUAAUGAUCCAAAGAAAACGUUGGGAUAUGCCGUAAAGAUAUUGUCUGUAGGAAAGGAAGCUCCUAACUAUUACUGUAAAGGACGAGGAGAAGUUGCUGCUUUUAUUGGUGACAGCUCUUUCCAUACAAAUCAGGCGUUGGCCCAGUUACUUAGUCUGCAUCGGUAUACACAGGUCACUUAUCGAGUCGUUGACACUCCCCUGAGUGAUGGAAAAAUGUAUCCAACUUUAUUCCGUAUGACACCAGACGACCGAGUCCGUUAUGCGGCUAUUUUUAAGUUAUUGCAUCAUUUUGGGUGGAAUUACGUUGGAAUAUUGUCAUCAGAUGAUGGCAGCGGUGAUAAGGAGUCCCAAGAACUGAGUAAGCUGAUGAGCCAGCAUGGGAUCUGCACAUCAUAUAUCAUUUCACUCACUAGGAAUAUUGAUCAAUAUAUUGAUAAAAUGAGGACUAUCAUGAAAUCAACAGCAGAAGUUGUCAUAGUGUGUGGGCCUUACACAGAAAAAUUUUUUUGGCUUGGUUAUAAUCUACCCUUUGCUCUAAGAAAAAUCAAACUUAUUUUUCCACCAUCAUGGAGUAAAAUAAUUCAUCUGUAUAAGGACGACGUUUCAGUAAUCAACUGCAGCUUCGUGUUUUCAUGGUCACCAAAAUUCAACCUAGGGAACAAUAUUCAUACUCAUAGCAUGUUUCCUAAACGCAUGUAUGACCCAAUGCUGGAAGACAUUUGGAUUUUCUAUUAUUAUUGCUUUUCCCCAAAUCUACUCAAAAAUGACGUUGUUAAAAAACUCUUUAAGUAUCCUUUAAAACAUUGUCCUAAUUUAACAGAUGUGUCAAACGUAUUGUCUGGUUAUACACCUAUACCUUCCUAUGCAUACAUGGCUGUAUAUAUUCUGGCCAAAGCUCUACAUGACAUGUACAUGAAGAAGAAUAAAUCUGAACAAAAUGGAUUCCAGCACAUACUGCACAAAUACGUGAGAAAUGUUCGUUUCCUGCCCAGAGUCGAGAUCCUCUUUAAUCAGAAGAAAGAAAUUCCAACUGUUCUUAAUUUACAAAGCUGGCUUUUUCUUGACAGUUCACGUUUUUUGUCUACAACCAUUUCCACUCUUCAAGGCCCAGAUUUUGUGCCUAAAUCAUUUCCCAAUAUGAGUGAUCCUCGCUUCUGGAAAACCGGCAAAGUAAGAAAUGACUUGAUGUUUUCUGUUUAUAUUGUUGGCUGA
Rana temporaria (common frog) is the source of this 1705-nucleotide messenger RNA. Its product is annotated as taste receptor type 1 member 3-like. The transcript is spliced from 4 exons. Gene Ontology annotation, biological process: G protein-coupled receptor signaling pathway. Gene Ontology annotation, cellular component: membrane. Gene Ontology annotation, molecular function: G protein-coupled receptor activity. Lineage: Eukaryota; Metazoa; Chordata; Amphibia; Anura; Ranidae. Bases 110 to 1705 code for a protein of 531 amino acids. The record is from RefSeq and is a predicted model, not a curated record.